This is a messenger RNA of Owenia fusiformis, 657 nucleotides long. Lineage: Eukaryota; Metazoa; Annelida; Polychaeta; Sabellida; Oweniidae. The record is from the annotation of a GenBank genome assembly.
UCAAGAUAUACAAUUGUGCACGUACGUAAUCAAUGUAUUAAGUUCUGUUUUACACCUCAACGUUGCAAAAUGAUUGGAUUUUUAACAAUUGCGCUGUUUCUACUAUAUGGACACUGUGCAUUGGCUAAUGCUGCACGCCCUGACCCAACGGACCAAUAUGACUACAAUGCGGCUCUAUCAACAAAGGAUACUUACCACAUUUACUGGAAUUACACAAAUGAAACAAUCACUUUUGAGGUUCACGCAAAUACACUUGGAUACGUCGGAUUUGGAUUCUCACCCAAUGGAGGAAUGAAACGAUCAGAUAUGAUAAUAGGAUGGGUAGGAGCUGACGGAACAGUAUAUUUUAAGGUACAUACAAUCAACACAUGAUACAUAUUUUACUUAUAUUUAUGACUAUACCUUGAUGUUUUUGUAUAAACAUUGUGCUUUAUUGUCGUCUAAGCCAUUGUGCUUUCAAUGGUACACACGUCUUGUUAAUAUCAUUUCAGGAUAGACACACCAAUGAUUCUGAAAAGACACCGACAAUUGAUGAUAAACAGGACUAUUACCUCGACUAUGGACUCGAGAAAGAUGGGUGGACCAUCCUGAAGUUUUGGCGUUUGUUAGACACAUGUGACGACCUUGAUUGGCCAAUUGAUGUAAGGAAAUGCUUCU